Messenger RNA from Lethenteron reissneri (Far Eastern brook lamprey), 2548 nucleotides. RefSeq names its product myristoylated alanine-rich C-kinase substrate-like. Gene Ontology annotation, biological process: central nervous system development; actin filament organization. Gene Ontology annotation, cellular component: plasma membrane; actin filament bundle; cytoplasm. Gene Ontology annotation, molecular function: actin filament binding; calmodulin binding. NCBI's taxonomy places the organism in Eukaryota, Metazoa, Chordata, Hyperoartia, Petromyzontiformes, Petromyzontidae. The record is from RefSeq and is a predicted model, not a curated record.
GCCCCGGGAGUCGAGGGAGCGCGCGCGCGUCGCGCAGAUCGGAGCUGGGAGCGCGCGCGGAGGAGCGCAGCAGCAGCCGGAGCGACAGAGAGCGACUUCCCUUGGCCUCCUCUUCCUUUAACUCCCCACGCACCCGCCCCCAUCUAGCCACCGGCAGAGCAACCAGCGGUAGCGCAGUCGCCCACUCGACGUUGUCGUUCCCGGAGAGUUUCAUCCGACAACUCCACCACCACCCACGCCGCGACACCCCCCCCCCGCCUCUCCUCCUCCUCGCUCUCGCGCCUGUUCCUCCUCUUUUCUUCGCCCCUCGUUUUAUUCGACACGUGUCGCUCCCUCGCUCGCUCGCUCUCAGCUGCUUGUUCGUUAAUCGCCGCGACCGACGCUUCGUCGGGCGUCUUCCUUUGCUCGCUCCCCACGCGGUGUGGAAUACGGAUUGGAGGAGGAGGAGGUGGUGGGUGGAGUGAGCGAGCGAGCGAGAGAGGGAGCUACUCGCAUUAUAAUAAAAAAAAACGAGGCGACAGAUAUUUUUUUUGUCCGGCAAAGCUACAGGCGGCAGCGGCUGUCUGGAGAGAGGUCUCCAUCUCUCUCUCGCUCGCUCUCUCUCUCUCUCGCUUUCCUUUGUCUCAAAUAUCUUCUCGCUCGCACCGCGCGCGCUCUCUCUCGCGCCUCUCCUCUCGCCGUCUCGAGCGUGCCUAUUGUUCAGCGCAAGCAUGGGCGGACAGUUGUCCAAGGCGGGCAACCGCGAAACCGUGGGAGACGCGGUGGUGGCAUCGCCCCAAAAACUCAACGGACAGGAUGGCGACCACGCCAAGGUGAACGGCGACGCGUCCCCGGGGGCCGGCGACGCCAAGGCCGACGUGCAGGCCAACGGCAGCGCCACGGUCGCGGCCGCUGACAAGGAGGAGGUGGAGGAGAAGGAGGAGGGCGGCGCCGGAGGGGCGGCCGCCGCCCCCGCGGCCACCGACGACGCGAAAGCGCCGGACUCCAACGGCGACGCCGUUGAAGCCGCCGCGGCCGCCCCGGCGCAGGCCGAGGCCGCCGCGGGGGCCGCGGCGGCCGCGUCCCCGGCCUCGGUUGUCGCCUCCCCCAAGUCGGACGACGCGGCCACCCCGGGCGCGUCCGGCGAGACGCCCAACAAGAAGAAGAAGAAACGCUUCUCCUUCAAGAAGUCCUUCAAGCUGAGCGGCAUCUCCUUCAAGAAGAAGCCCAAGGAGGAGAGCGCCGAGGGGGCCGACGCCAAGGCGGCCGCCGUCAAGGAGGGAGCGGCUGAGGGGGCAGAGGGGGCCAAGGAGGAGGCCGCCGCCGCUGCACCAGCCGAGGGCAAGAAGAGCGGCGAGGAGAAGGAGGAGGGGGAGGGGGCGGCCGCCGCGGCGGCGGCUGAGAAGACGCCGGCCAAGGAGGCCGAGCCGAAGCCGGCGGAGGCCAAGGAGGAGGCCGGAGGCGCUCAGGAGGCGGCGGCCGCCGCCGCCCCCGACGCGGCGGAGAGCGGCAAGGGACAAGAGGCGGCGGGAGCGGCGGCCAAGCCUGGCGACGACGCCAAGGAGGAGCCGGCGGCUGCGGAGGCCGGCGCGGCGGGAGCGGCGGCUGGUGCCAGCGAGAGCAAGGAGGCCGCCACUGCCGCCGCCACUCCGGCCAAGACGACGGGAGAAGCCGCCGCGGCGCCGGCGGCGGCGGCGGCGAGCAAAGCGGAGGAGGAGAAGAGCGAGGAGGCGGAGGCCGCCCCUAGCGCGGCCCAAGGGGCGGAAGCUGCGGCCCCCGAGGCCGAGUAGAGGGCGGCGGCGGCGGCCUCGCUGACGGCCUCGCUGACGGCAGCGGUGACGGCAGCCACGACGACGAGGAGGAGGAGGGGGGGGGAGUGGUGAGAGGGGAGGGGGCGCUGAGGCUCUUCCCCACCACCUCUCCCUCUCGGCACGGUGCCAUGGCCGGCGUUCUGGGGUUCGAGAGACUUUCCAGGGAUGUGCGGUCGUUUCUUUUCCCCGGUUUUUUUCCUCUUCUCGUGUCCUCCUCCUCCUCCGCCCCCCCCCCUCCCAAAAAAAGUGAUUUAAAAAAAAAGGUAGCCAGGCCCCCCUGUUACCCCCCCCCCUCCACUGCCUCCCCCCACCUCGUCCCACCACCGCAGUCCGCAAUGGGUAUACCUUGAUCAUCGCGUUGUCAGUAUUACCGAUUUUUGCAUACGAUUUGCAUACUUUUAUAUACAGAAUGUUGCGUGUACGUAUGGGGGGGGGGUGGGGAUUAGGCGGAAAGGGGGGGGGUUCAUUUUCUUGCGUGCGUGUUAGAGGAAAAACAAGAAAAUGUAACGAAAAAACCCACCUCACACACACACACGCUAUGCCCCCCCCCCCCCAACAGCUGUCCGGUAUUCUCCUGUCUCUCUCUCUCUGUGUGUGUGUGCGUCGCGGGCCUCGGUGGCCCCCCAUGUCCCUCUGGUCCCGUGUUUGUGGUGGGUGAGUGGGGGGGAUGGGCAUCGUGUCGAGACUGUUUACGGUAGGAGGGGGGGGUAGAGAACACGUCACGUGGUGUGUGGGGGGGGGAGCUGUGGGGGGGUCGC